AUGUCAGUUCAUCUUGUCUUGUCAGUAAUCAUCGAUAGCGACAUCAUCCAGACAAGCGAGAAAGUUCUCUCGUUUAUGUUACGCGUACGAUUACGGUCUUUGAAGGACGAAAUCUUGAAAUUACAACAUGCUGAGGAGGACGAUAAUGGUGGACGAUCACCGACGAAGCGUCUGAGCGCUGACCGCAUCGACCGCAACUCGCAUGAAAAACUCGCUGUGGCCGGCGGCGGCGGUGGUGGCGCGGAAUCCAUUGGGUUUGAUGCCGGAAAACUGGAAAUGCUUCGCCGUCGUCGUCCUCGUCGUCGUCAUGAGAAACGAUUCGAUACGAGAAGCUGCCGCAUAGAUGGAUGA
Molecule: messenger RNA, 351 nt
Organism: Necator americanus (New World hookworm)
Lineage: Eukaryota; Metazoa; Nematoda; Chromadorea; Rhabditida; Ancylostomatidae
Exons: 2
Coding region: 1-351 (116 amino acids)
Source: RefSeq, a predicted model, not a curated record